Messenger RNA from Tetrapisispora phaffii CBS 4417, 3324 nucleotides. RefSeq names its product EST1 family protein. The record is from RefSeq and is a predicted model, not a curated record. The transcript has a single exon. The coding region runs from base 1 to 3324 and encodes 1107 amino acids. Lineage: Eukaryota; Fungi; Ascomycota; Saccharomycetes; Saccharomycetales; Saccharomycetaceae. Gene Ontology annotation, molecular function: protein binding.
AUGAACGAGUUACAAAAGAUUCCUGCAAAUAAUAUUCAAAGGAUUUUGAUUGAUUUCCAAAAUCAACUACAGCCAAUAUUACAAUCGAACCAAAUUGUUAAUGAUUAUACGUUGUUAAAUGGUUAUAUUAACUUGGUGCAUUCUAAAUUCAAUAAAAUUGUUUUAAAUGACUUCAUUGAGAAUGAAGACAUUUUUGCUUCUAAAAAUCAUGACAUUGUUGAAGGGAACUUGGACUUAUCAGCAUCUGUUGAUAAAAAUACAAUAGCUCAUAUUUUGGAUUUGUUAUGGGAAAAAAUACAUCAUCCAAUUUUCAAAUGGUUCCAACAUUGGGCUAAAUUCAUAAGAACUAAUAAUGUUGAUAUUUCAAAUGGGAAAAAGAAACAUUAUGUUGAGUUCAGACAGAUGAAUUCAAAGUUAACAAAAUACUUCAAGUCAGUGAAAUCUUUCUAUUACAAUAUUAUUGAAAAGAUUGUUAAAGGAUACGAUUUGUCAAAUGUGAUUUCAAACGUGGUCAUCACAAACAAUUUAAAUAUCGUAUUAUCUGAAAACGACUUAAAAUCGCAAUUUAAGUUCGAAGAUGAUAAUCCAAGAUCCGUUUUACUAGUUUUAGCUUUGUAUAGAUGCUUGCUAUAUUUAGGAGCAUCUCACAAGUAUAAGAAACUAAAUGAAAUAUUCACGUGUAAAUACAAUAUUGAGAACUUCGAUAAAUCAUUGAAAUAUUUGAAUAUAGCAUCAUUGUUAUUACCAUCUAUUGGUCAAAAUCAUUUACAAAUGGGAUUGGUUUAUCUUCAGACACAGAAUUAUGGAUUGUGUAUUCAUGAAUUGACUCGAAGUAUAACAUCAAGAAUUUCAUCUGCAUCAGGCUUACAAAAUUUUAUGAAAUUAGCGGCAGAUAAACAUUCAAACAAAUUCAAAGAUGCAUUCAUGGAAAACUUAGGUGACAUAUAUAAUAAGGAUAUCAUGAAAUCCAGUAUUGUUGAUAGAGAAGUUAUUGAAAAUUAUUUUACAGCAUUAUAUUUAAUUCAUUUGUUCCCAGAUAUAUGGCUGUUAGGAAAUUCUAAAGAUGAUAUUGGAUAUAAAGAGCCAACUCUGAUAAAUGGCCUUAAAGUAAACACUAUAGAGAAAAAUCUAAAGGAAAAAUUAUCCAGUAGAUAUUCAAAAUGCAUAAAUCUUAUAUUCAAAAAUUUAUUAACAGUAAUUGGUGGUUUUGAUUUAUUGUUAAAGGAUAUACCUCUAGACACAAGUAUUAAUCACGAUGAAGAUGUGACAGGCACAAAUAACGCACCGAAUAAUGAGAAUAUCAAAUCGAGCCAAUCAACACAAGCAGGAAUUAAGAAAAUUCCAUUAAGUCAAUUAACUUUAAAUCAAAAAAACUAUUUGAUCUUUGCAUUUAAAUACUGUGUCACUAUUAUUGAAAAUAUUAAUUUGAAAAAUUUUGAUAAACAAAAAGAGUCAUUUGAGUAUUUGGCUAUGGUUAGAAUAUUUUUGGGAUGGAUCCAAUCUUACAAAUCAGUUCUGCAAUUUGCCCAUAGAGAUCUUGAAUUUUCGUAUUGGCUAGGUAGGUUAGCUAAUGCCUAUUUGGAAAGAGAAAUAACUGAUUGGGAGAGUGACAGUUCAAAAUCUCCAAGAUCCUCUUAUUAUUUUGAAGAAGAUGUAAUAGUAAAGGACUUUUCACCAGUAAACUUUUCUUUGAAAGAUAUAAAUUUUAAAGAUGCCUUUAGCAGUGAAAAUAAAAUGGAUAGACUUAGUGGCAAAAUUGACGCUUCUUUAAGACUAUCAGUUGAGCAGGAGUAUACGGUACGAGUUAAAUCUAUUGUUAGAUCAGUAUAUCAAUUAUUUUUAAAAAACAAAGUUGCUAUCAAAUGGGAUGAACAUACGGGAUUGUUUGUAUUGCCUCAUUUUUCUGCUGUUCAAAAUGAUCUAAGAAAGAAGAAAAGUUUCACAUUUACUGAAAUGUAUGAUCAAUUUUCCAAAACGAUGGCUAAAGAUAAAAAGUCAGCUAAUCUCGUAGGUGUUACAGAAUUGGAAGCCAAAUUAAUGAGAAUAAGGAAUACUGACAAGGGUAAAGCUUUUACAAACAGGGGUUAUAGUGGAUCUUCUAUUCCUACUGCACCAUCCAAUUUUGCUACCAAACCAAGUUCUAUAAUUGCCGUUAAAAACAUACAAGAUGCAGAUGAUAGCAACGAUAUACUUGAUACACUUGAGAUGAGCACCUUAGAGUUUUCAACCAAUCGUAGCAAUGUGUUAAGGGGUAAUGAUAAUAAACCAAAAGCAGUGGAUAUCAUCGAGAGAUAUGCAUUCGCUGGCAAGAAUACUGUUCUUAAUAAUCAGAUUUCAAAUUUCACGAAGGUUAAUGAAAUUAAAUCUUCAAAUAUAGGUGUCAAUAUUAGUUCACAAAAAAAUGCAUGCAAUAUUGAAAAUAGUGAUAUUAAUUUGAGUAAUAAGGGCAUAAACGAUAUUUUAUCUGCAUCCACAGUUAAUAUGUCAAGUUCUAGUUUAAAUUCGGCGGUGUCAAAUGUAAAUAUUGAAUCAGAGUUAUAUAUGAACAGCCCAAAUAAUGAUUCAUUCAUUACAGAAAAUGAUAUAUUGAAUCAAUUUACUGGAACUAUAGGACCAGGAACAAUGCAUGAGAGCAAUAGCAAUAUUACCAAAAUGAACGAUACAAUUGCUUUCAAAGAUGACAAUUCAUUGAAAGAAAAAUCGGGCACUGAUAUCCUUGGAUCAUAUCCCUCUUCUGGUAUGAUUGAGACAUCACAACUUCAAUUAACUCGAGAAAGUAACCCUCAAUACUUGACUCCUACCUUGUCGCAAUUGCCAUCUCAAGGAAUUGAUAACAAAGUUAAUCCUUUAUAUAAUCAAGUGCCACCAAAUCCAGCCGAAAAUAAUAUGAAAUUUUCGCAGCAAUUGCAAUUUCCUAAUAACAUGGAUAAUGUUGUCUAUGGCACGCAAUAUUCAAAUAAUUCCGUCUGUCAACAGUUUCCAUCUCAAGUCUUUAGUCAAUAUCCUCGGCCACCAUCCCAACAAGCUCCUCCACAACAAUUUCAACCAUACUAUCCUCAGCAUCAUCAACAAUACUACCCUGGAGGAUUCGAAAAUAAUAACAUAUAUGGCACUCCUCAAGCACCACCAUCUUCGUAUUCAAAUUGGAGCCCUUCAGUACAAAUGUCUAAUUCUGGAACUCAAUACUACCAGCAAAAUGGAGUCAACUAUUCCUUUAACAAUGCAGAAGCAAACUCAACACCAAACCAACAGACACAGGCACCGGUUCAACAACCAAGAAAGGAUAUAGGUGUGCCACCUGGGCUCCCAGGACCUAGAUUUUGA